Messenger RNA from Dictyostelium discoideum AX4, 258 nucleotides. RefSeq names its product hssA/2C/7E family protein. The transcript is spliced from 2 exons. The record is from RefSeq and is a predicted model, not a curated record. The coding region runs from base 1 to 258 and encodes 85 amino acids. NCBI's taxonomy places the organism in Eukaryota, Evosea, Eumycetozoa, Dictyosteliales, Dictyosteliaceae.
AUGGCAAUUUUUAAAUCAAUUUCAUCAAUUUCAAAUUCAACUGGUUCAAUGGGAAGUUCAAUUGGUGCCUCUAAUCUUGAUGGAUUUGUUAGUAAUGAUAAUUCAAUUUCAUGUUUUGAUGGUUGUUGUGGUGGUGGUUUAGGUGGAUGGGGUGGUUUUAAUGGAUUGGGUGGUUUUAAUGGUGGUUGUGGAGGUUCAAACACAAAUAUAAUUAACCUUGACAUUGAUAUUGGUCGUCGUCGUCGUAGAUGUUGUUAA